Molecule: messenger RNA, 2484 nt
Organism: Dunckerocampus dactyliophorus (ringed pipefish)
Lineage: Eukaryota; Metazoa; Chordata; Actinopteri; Syngnathiformes; Syngnathidae
Gene: soul5l
Product: heme-binding protein soul5, like
Exons: 8
Coding region: 793-1977 (394 amino acids)
Cellular component (GO): cytoplasm
Source: RefSeq, a predicted model, not a curated record
UUCUGUAGUCUCGGGACUUUGGGCUUGUUACGAGUGAUGGACACAUCUUGUUCUGUGUGCGUUCAUGGCGAUUAUUUGCUGCCAUGAAUUGGACUGGUGAGCAUCGCGCUUUCAUUGUGGAAACGUUUAUCAAAACAAACGAAUCUGUAACUGCAAUACAACGAGCGUUCCGUUUGCACUUCAAUCUUGGUAGACAUGAUCCCGUACCAGCUCGAAACACGAUCACGUUAUGGGUUACCAACUUCAGAACUACUGGAUCUGCAUUGAGUGUGUGGACAAUAAUGGAUCCCAUUUGACUGAUUAAAGCUGGUGCUUCUUGUCACUGACGUUCUUCUCCAGAGGAAAAGCCAGCGUUUUGUUUUUUUUUUUUUCUCUUCCUGGUAACACUAGCUAGCAGAAAAUCAAAUACAUUCAAGAUAUUUUUAUGCUUUGCUGAAUGAAUGAAUACAUUUGACUGCCAAGAUGGAGGGUUGUAUACCCAAAUUCACCAGGUGGUGAUCAAGUCACAAUUUGUUUAGUGUAUUUUUAUUUUUUGGUGCAGUCAUGAAAAAUGGAAAGGGUUUGGGUUGAGAAAAAGGUUAGGAUUAGGGUUCAAGGUAACACUUUUGCAGUAAGCAGGAGAACCCCUUUAAAAAGUUAUUAGUGACUUUGACUCUUUGUAUAUUUUAAAUCUGUUACUUUUUUAAAUCAAUCUAAUCAAAUCAAAUCUAAAUCCGUCUAACUAUGGGAUCACAUGCACGGCCCUUUCCCGGCUAGGCUCUGGCUCUGCCCCUCCCCCCGGCUGCGUUGCGGAUGGAUGUGGUUGCUGCGUCAGAGUGCAGCAGACACAACGCAGUCAGUCCCAGUCAGCCAGCCUGUCUCUCCCUCAGCUCGGCGCGCUCCGUGGGAAGGACACGCACGUCACGCGGAACUGCAGGGACCAUGACUUUCCUCUCAGCUGUGGCUGUGUUGACCCUGGUGGUGAUCACUGAAGGAAGUGUUGGCCCGAGCACCAAUGGCAGCUUUUGCACAGAGUCAAAGGAAUGUCUCCAGUUUGAAAUGGUCUGCAGAACAGAUGAAUAUGAGGUGCGACACUACAGCCCCACGCGCUGGGUGUCCACAGACGCUGAGGCCUACUUCAUGGGCGUGGGUGCCGCCAUGGCCUUUAGGAGACUUUUUCAAUACAUCACUGGAGCAAAUGAAGCAGGCGUCCAGAUGGAGAUGACCGCACCUGUCCUGGUCAAAAUCCCAGAGGAGACCAAGAUGUGGGAGCCGGCUGUCUACACGCUCAACUUUCCGCUGCCUGCGGCCUAUCAGGACAAGCCGCCCGCACCCACCAAUGACAAAUUGUACUUCACCGAGAUGCCUGAGAUGGACGUCUACGUGCGCAGUUAUGGAGGUUGGAUGCUGUCGGUCACCUCCAGGCUCCACGCUCACCUGCUGACUAGAGAACUGGGGAGAGUCGGAGCGCCCUACAACCACAGCUACCACUACGGAGUGGGCUAUGACAGUCCUUUGAAGUUGUUGAACAGACACAAUGAGGUGUGGUAUGUGGCUGAGGGGGCACCAGUUUGCACCGACCCCCAGGAGCCGACCCCUGCCCACACCCCGAGGAAGCCCCCCAACUCACCCGCUGACCUCCCAUCGGACCCCAUCCCGAACUCACUCUCCAACUCUCCCGCCCUCACCAACCUGUCGUCAUCCAACUCCUCGGACACGGCCAAUGACGUACCCACAGACACACCGACUCUCCUCCCAUCUGAUUCCCCUCCCAGUCCGUCUUCUGCCCGUUUCUGGGCCCGGCCCACAUCUGGUCACCCCCCCACCUCCGCCCAGGCUUCGGUGGACCGGGACCUGGCCACUAACGCCACUGGGCUUAACUCUGUGGCGCCCUCACUGGAACCCCAGGGGGUCGCCGCGCUUUGGAACGGCACAGAGCACGUCUUGGUGGACACACAAACAGGAAGUAGUGUCAACCAACAACAAGAUGGUGUCUAAGAGGAGGAUGCUACUUUUGCUCCAAUGCUACCCUGUCCACCAUGUUUAGCUCUGUGUUCUUUAUAGCAGCAAACACGCUGCAUUGAUCCAUCAUUUUUGCAUCAUAGAAACACGUCAAUCUUGCUGUAGCUGCAAAAUUAGAUCAAAGGUAAUUCUAAAGACAGGAAACAGUUGUAUAUUAUGAAAAUCAAGCUUCUGGUCCCUUUUUAGCUACUUUUAUUCUUUGCAUUACAUAAUCAUGUGAUCUAUCUUCUGAGGACAGUCGCUUGAAUAGUUUGCCAAAUUGGAACCCAAAUCCACUCAAUUAACUGCGAUUUGGGCGUGUCUUUCUCUUUAUGUUUUGCCAGUAGCGUUGAAAUUCAUUAACAGCAUCCUGCAGUAAAUGUUAUUAGGCUCUUGUCACAGUCAACUAAUAUCAAAUCUUUGUGUCACUAAAAGCUACGUUGUGUGUUCUGAUGAAGGUGCAAUAAAAAGUAACAAAUGCCUAUCAGGGUCGUUGCUUAUAUG